UUUCUUUUUUGUAACACAACUCCAAGUCGGGAAGCAAAGUCAAAGUCAUGAAGCCGGUUCCUCUUUGGUUUUAAAUGACACCACGCUAAGUUUUUUAUUUUUUUUAUUUAUUUAUUUUUUUAACAGGAGCAUGCUUCACCAGAGCUACCCAGGUGCCAUCAGCAGACUGAUUCUCCUCCGUGUCCAGUUUAAUAAACGACUCGUAACCAUGUCAAUAGCGAAGCUCUCAGAAGAGGAGGAAGGCUGGAAGGCGGACGGCGGCGCGCCGCAGAUCGAUGGAGUCAGGAGGAGCGCGGCGGGGACGCGCAGCGCGGGGGGCGAGCACGCUGCUGCUGCUGCAAAGUUCACAGAGGAGGACAUGGCCAUCCAUGCAAUCCAUAGAGAGGCAUGUGAGGCGAAGAAGCAGAUGUAUGUCGACCCUUCCAGCGGGUAUAAGGUGUUCACAGAAUAUGCCCACCGUCAGAGAGGGAGCUGCUGCGGCAGCGCGUGCAGACAUUGUCCAUAUGGCCAAGUCAACGUGAAGGACCCGGCGAAGAAGAAAACAUUCAACUCUCUGUUCUAUGUAUAGACUUCAUGCCAAAAGGUAAAACGCCUGUUUGGAAUGGAGCCCACCGCGCGUUGCCUGUCUUCUGCCUGUCGUUAUUUAGACUACUUGAGAGUCAUUUUUUAGCCGUGUAAUAAAUGAUGAAAUAUGGGUAGUGUCUGUGCAAUACCUACCUCUUAUGAAUCACAACUAUUCUUGGGAUUAUUUUCAUUCUCACAAAACAGGGAAGGAGGAGAAAGGAUUUGUUCACUAGACCCUCAUGUAAAAUAGUCUUUUAUCACAUUUUUUGUUUUGUUAUAUUUUUCAGAUAUUUUUUUUUUUCUCGAAUGUCCAAUGAAAUGCCUUGAGCUUCAUUUUUCAUUUCUCUUCAAGAGUAUUUAAUAUUUUGUAGUAUUCCGCUCCUCUGAUGCAUUUACAAGGGUUGUGGGAGUAUGGAGAUGAAAACUGAAAGUGCAUUGUAGAUCUUCGCCCUCCAGAUAAAGGGCAUAUAAGCGAAAGUAGCUGUAGAUAGUCAGAUGGAGUCUUGUGCUCUUUUGCUUUGCAUCUCUUGUUAUUUUUCGGUCCCAAAUGUACGGCUGCAUGAAUAUUAGCAUCAUUUACACUCCACAAGUGCUCGACUGAACUGUCUACCUUUGACUGAAAUAGCCUACUGUGUUGUUAAAAAUAGGAAGGGGCCAAGGGUCAGCCCUCACACUUGGCUGCGCUGCGUUUACACCACUUGAUGGAAUCAGGCUGUUAGCAAACAUGCCAUGGACAUCAACAGCAGCCCUCCCCACCGGACCUGCAACUCAGCCUCCUGGCAACACUUGGCUACAGCACAGCUCCCUGCGGCUGCUCUCCUGAGCUGCAGCCUAAUGAACUCCUGGGCCCUCUUAUCCCAGGACUGCAAUAGAUCAGCUCAUGUUCACCAGCAUGCUCAGACGCACACAUGCAUAGGCAGGCUCGCUCCAUCACAACGCCCUGUGGCUCCUAAUAGGCCAAUAUAGAAUAAAGGUUGCACUUAACACCGCACUCUGUAGCCCACAGUAAUAGCGCCAGGUAAGGUCAAGCGCUCAUGCAGCACUACCUGUGCGUGCUGGAGAUGUUGGGGAAAGAUGUGCCACUUGAUUUGUUGAGCGCAUGUGGGCAGGCGGCGCGAUGCCUUCAGGCGCUGGCUCUGAACCUGCCACACACACUCGCCCGUCUCCGCCUGAUUGGGCAAACAGCGUGGUGAUGAGAGGAUGUGUCUGCCGCGGAAUUCUGUCGCAGCCGCCUACUGGCGCGGCCACAAUUUUCCUCGGCAGGUGGGUCCCAAAGGCAAGUGCUUAGUGAUCGGAGCAAAGCCCUGUGAGCGGCUACAAGGAGAUUCAUGAUCCCAACAGUGCUGGGGAGGACAGGUUCUGGGGACGCGUCGUCAGGCGGGAUGAGAGGCGAAUUUAUUUGGUGUUAUUCUAAACCGAGGCAGCGGAGCGUGCGGCAGCAACAUUUCUGCAGCGGGACGGUGAAGGUGUCACACUCAUCAAGUACCUGGGCCCGCUUGCCUGCCGCGGCUCUGCGGGUUUUGCCUAGGGACUUGUCUGUCACAUUAAAGUAGAUGCAUUGCCAUUCAGGGCCUCGGCGGUCCCGCAGCCUGACCAUGAAAUAGGCCAACUUUCAUGUCUGCCUCAUCCCUCCACGUCUUCCCAAUCCAGUGAUGGCACAGUUUGAAAUGUUUUUUUUUUUUUUUUCUUCUUCCUCAUCAUGUUCUAACCUAGCAGUUGGUGACUGAGACACAAACAGCACAGCAACCUCUUGCACAGAUUUCUGGAGAAAUUUACUUAAUUUACCUCCAGACGAGUAAAUCCUGAUGUUAAAGCAGAAACUGUGAAUCUAUGUUUUCUUGCCUGGUGCCUUAAAUGUAUGAUUUAUUGAGGCUGCCGUAGUGAGAGAGCUGUCGACUUACACUGUAAAAAAAAAGACUGUUUUUAACUGUAUUGUCUUGAUUAAUAAACUCCUUCUUUACA
Messenger RNA from Stegastes partitus (bicolor damselfish), 2526 nucleotides. It is a transcript of the gene cunh1orf53, whose product is annotated as chromosome unknown C1orf53 homolog. The record is from RefSeq and is a predicted model, not a curated record. Bases 131 to 568 code for a protein of 145 amino acids. The transcript has 3 exons. NCBI's taxonomy places the organism in Eukaryota, Metazoa, Chordata, Actinopteri, Pomacentridae.